Messenger RNA from Electrophorus electricus (electric eel), 2242 nucleotides. It is a transcript of the gene ada2a, whose product is annotated as adenosine deaminase 2a. The record is from RefSeq and is a predicted model, not a curated record. Gene Ontology annotation, biological process: inosine biosynthetic process; adenosine catabolic process. Lineage: Eukaryota; Metazoa; Chordata; Actinopteri; Gymnotiformes; Gymnotidae. Gene Ontology annotation, molecular function: adenosine deaminase activity.
GCCAAGUGGACACAUUUGGUGGAUUUGUAAUUGAGUGUUGACGUCAAUUAAAAUCACAGAUCUAGACGAGCAAAACAUAAUGGCAGGUGGAAGUAAUUGCAUCACCGAGUUAUAGAUUCUGAAUCACUAAGUGUCGCAGUCCUUUUGGAAAUCCAGACGCCAGCAGUCCUGACGGGAUAUGACGUCCGUUGUUCUGGAGCGGGGACGGGGAAGUCGUUUCGCUUGCAGUCUCCUGUAUGAUCGCCGAUCUCGUCUCGGAUUCUGUAACAUAUAGGCUGUAUCUCGGAAACGGACGUCCUCUCCAGCGCCUCUGCUUUGUAGUGGUCUAAGCCGAGGCUCGCGGGCCCCCAACAUAGCCAUGCGCGCGCUGACGAGGUCCCACCAGCCUCUGUUCGUCUGCGCGUGGUUGCUGUGGUAUUCCACGCCAUGCCACGGGAAGCCCGAUCCGCGGCGGCGCGAGGCCCUAAUGGACGUGGAAACGAGAAGAGGGACCGGUGGACACGUAGCGCUCAGCGAGAAGGAAAAGGCCCUCGAUGAAAAACUUUACCAAAUGAAGUUGCACGACAUGGCGGGGCCAACCUUUCCCCCUGCAAUACACUUCUUCAAAGCAAAACCUCUCAUCGAACGGAGUCCAGUCUUCACUUUGCUGCAGAAGAUGCCCAAAGGUGCAGCCCUACAUGUCCAUGACUUUGCCAUGGUGGGGGUGGAAUGGCUUGUGAAGAAUGUGACCUACAGAGAGAAGUGCUAUGUGUGCUUCACCGACAACCACUCUGUGCGCUUUGUCUUCUCCAUCGGACAGCCUGAGCUGCAGCCUCACUGCUCUGAGUGGAUUCUCCUCAAAACCCUGAGAGAGAAGCUGAACAGCACUGAACUGGACAACAGUUUUGUCCAUAAUCUCACGCUGUUUACGGAAGACCCGGACAAAGCCUACCCAAACCAAGACACCGUUUGGCAGAGGUUUGAACAAGCAUUCAUAGUGGCCAAUGGAUUGGUCACAUAUGCUCCUGUCUUUAAAGACUACCUCUAUGAAGGCCUUAGGCAGUUCUACAUGGACAACGUCCUGUAUGUGGAAAUCAGGGCUCUGCUAUCAUCAACAUACGAGCUUGAUGCUAAAAGAAACAGUAAGGACUGGAGCCUAAGGGCUUGCAGAGAAGUGGUGCAGCGCUUCAAGGCUCAGUACCCAGACUUUGUUGGGGCUCGAGUCAUCUUUACAGUCCACAGGGGCCUGAAUUCAACAGAAGCUGUUAAGGCUGUGGAGGAGGCCAUGUCACUGAAGAAGAAUUUCCCAGAUAUCAUGGCAGGCUUUGACUUUGUGGGUCGUGAAGACAGCGGAAGGCCUUUGUGGUACUUCAGAGAGGCCUUGGGUUUGCCCGAGGAGAAGGGCACCGAUUUGCCCUACUUCUUCCAUGCCGGAGAGACUGACUCAGAGGGUACGGAGGUUGAUCAAAAUGUAAUGGAUGCUCUGCUGUUCAACACCUCUCGCAUUGGUCAUGGCUUUGCAAUGGCACGUCACCCUGUGGUCAAAGAGCUCGCCAGGAAGAUGGAUGUAGCUGUGGAGGUUUGCCCCAUCUCUAACCAGGUCCUGAAGCUAGUCUCAGACCUGCGGAACCAUCCCGCAGCUGCGCUGAUGGCAGAGGGCCAUCCCAUGGUCAUCAGCUCCGACGACCCAGCUCUGUUUGGCGCAGCAGGUCUCUCCUAUGACUUCUACCAGGUCUUCAUGGGCUUUGGAGGAAUGAAGUCAAAUCUAGCCACGCUGAAAGAGCUCGUCCUGAACUCUGUGAGAUAUAGUUCCUUGUCUUCCACAAUGAAGGAAAAAGCCACAGCAACUUUAUUGGUGAGAUGGGACAAGUUUGUUUCAGAGUCCUUACUACAGACACACCAGAAGACUAGACUAUAAGAUUUGGCCCCUCUCAAGUACAAUUUUACAUAGAAAAUGCACUUUAUUGAUGAGCUGUCCAGUUGUUUUAUUACUUCACACAGUGAUGAGUGGACACAUCAUAGGCUGAUGGUUUUGAUAAUAAUUGCUUUUUUGUUCUCUGAGUGAUCUGAGCUCUUAUAUAUUUUUUACAUAAUGGGAUGGUUGGAAUUAGGGUGGGAAAACUUGUCCUAGAUCAGUUUAAAGGGGGAAUCGUUAAAACUAGAACCAUGUAUGUAGCCGUGGUAUCCAUUGAGAGUGUCAUAGUAUGUACAUGUAUAUUAGUCGCCCUCUGGUGGAGAAUCUCAUUAAACUCUUGCUGGUGUA